Messenger RNA from Oncorhynchus kisutch (coho salmon), 2920 nucleotides. RefSeq names its product selenocysteine lyase (gene scly). Bases 133 to 1626 code for a protein of 497 amino acids. The transcript is spliced from 13 exons. Lineage: Eukaryota; Metazoa; Chordata; Actinopteri; Salmoniformes; Salmonidae. The record is from RefSeq and is a predicted model, not a curated record.
ACUGAUUCAUUCAUGGACGGAACCGGAAACCUGGCAUUUCCUGGUUGAGGAAGAAGAUUCGAAUUUUGGGAGUCGUUGACAGUAGAGCAAUCUUCUUCAGUCUCAUCCUCCUUCGCCUAUCUAGCCAAGGUCAUGUCUGAACCAGUGAAGGCCAGCUCCGGCACGAGGGACCCGAGGGACCACAGUCACCGCUCAGUAGACGGUCGUCCAUUCUCUCACCAUUCAGCUGCAUCUGAUGGCCAUACAGUCACUUCCUUGGAUGACCACCACGCACUCUCACAUCAUUCAGACACAGGUGGUGCCAAUGGGCAUGCGCACUCAGAUCUUCCAUUUGACGGCCAUAUACACACGUAUAUUCCAGACAUGGACGAGGACAGGAUCUACAUGGACUAUAACGCCACCACCCCACUGGAGCCACAGGUGAUCCAGGCUGUUACUGAAGCCUUGCACGAGGCCUGGGGAAACCCCAGUAGUACCUACACACCAGGAGUGAAAGCAAAGAAGAUCAUUACCCAGGCGAGAGAGAAUGUGGCUAGAAUGGUGGGGGGGAAAGCAGAUGACAUCAUCUUCACCUCUGGUGGGACUGAGGCCAAUAACCUGGUGUUCCACAGUGCCCUGGAGGCCUACAGAGAGAGCUGCAGGACAGCAGAGCAGAGAGGGGAGAGACAUCGCCAUGAGAACAGCGGAACCUCAGCCUGGCCUCUACCUCAUAUCCUCGUCUCUAACGUAGAGCAUGACUCUGUCAGACUGACCGCUGAACACCUGCUGAAGGACGCCACGGCAGAUGUGACGUCAGUGGCGGUUUCCAAGGUGACGGGGAGGGUGGAGGUGGAGGAUGUGUUGGCUGCUGUCCGCCCCGCCACCUGUCUCAUCUCUAUCAUGAUGGCUAACAACGAGACAGGAGUCCUAAUGCCAAUCAGAGAGCUCUGUCAGAGGGUCAGCUUUGUCAACAGACAGCGUCAACAUAGAAUCCUCCUGCACACUGACGCGGCCCAGGCCAUAGGCAAGGUGCGGGUCGACGCCCGUGACCUGGGAGUGGAUUACCUCACCAUUGUAGGACACAAGUUCUAUGCACCGAGGGUGGGAGCGUUGUAUGUGAACGGCCCAGGAACAACCACACCCCUCUACCCCAUGUUGUUUGGAGGGGGACAGGAGAGGAACUUCAGACCAGGCACUGAGAACACACCAAUGAUCGCUGGCCUUGGAAAGGCAGCAGAGCUGGUGAACGCUAACCUGACUGAGUAUGAAACUCAUAUGCUGGAUACAAGGGACUACCUGGAGGAACAACUAGAGGCGAUCUUUGGGAGAGAGAGGAUCCAUUUCAACAGUCAUUUCCCUGACUCGGAGACCCUACCCAAUACCUGUAAUGUGUCUAUUCUGGGUGCUGGACUACAGGGGAGGAAGGUAUUGUCCAGCUGUAGAAGACUGCUGGCCAGUGUUGGGGCUGCAUGCCAUUCACACAGAGGAGACAGGCCCUCCCAUAUCCUGCUGAGCUGUGGCAUCCCUGAAGAGGUGGCAGCUAAUGCCCUGAGGCUGAGUGUGGGGAGAGGGACCAGCCGGGCUGAGGUAGGCCUGGUGGUGGAGGAUCUGAAGAAUGCUGUCGAGAGGCUGGAGGGGCUCAACUGAUCAACGUUGAUUGUAAUUGUUUGACCUAUCAGGUUGAUUGAUCUACAGAAUAUACACCUUUUCAUAGUGCUGUGUGUUGCAAACAGUUAAUAAUUUAAAGCAAUAUCUUGUCGAUUCUGCAGUGAGAAUGUUUCACCUUUGUGAAAGGUGUUUUUUGUAAUUUGUUGUUGUUAUUUGUUUGUAGCAUGUAGCAUGCGUGUAGACCACAUUUAUACUUUUAGUACUUCUUAUUCAUUUCAUUCAGGAGAAAAUGUUUCCAAUGUUUAAGACUGAAAUUUUUUUACUCAAACUUGACUUGAAUGAUGUGAAAUAGAUGGAUGGCUUUACUGGGGUGGCAGGGUAGCCUAGUGGUUAGAGUGUGGAGAUGGCAGGGUAGCCUAGUGGUUAGAGUGUGGAGAUGGCAGGGUAGCCUAGUGGUUAGAGUGUGGAGAUGGCAGGGUAGCCUAGUGGUUAGAGUGUGGAGACGGCAGGGUAGCCUAGUGGUUAGAGUGUGGAGAUGGCAGGGUAGCCUAGUGGUUAGAGUGUGGAGAUGGCAGGGUAGCCUAGUGGUUAGAGUGUGGAGAUGGCAGGGUAGCCUAGUGGUUAGAGUGUAGGGGCGGCAGGGUAGCCUAGUGGUUAGUGUGGAGAUGGCAGGGUAGCCUAGUGGUUAGAGUGUGGAGAUGGCAGGGUAGCCUAGUGGUUAGAGUGUAGAGGCGGCAGGGUAGCCUAGUGGUUAGAGUGUAGAGGCAGCAGGGUAGCCUAGUGGUUAGAGUGUAGAGGCGGCAGGGUAGCCUAGUGGUUAGAGUGUAGAGAUGGCAGGGUGGCCUAGUGGUUAGAGUGUAGAGGCGGCAGGGUAGCCUAGUGGUUAGAGUGUAGAGGCGGCAGGGUAGCCUAGUGGUUAGAGCGUUGGACUAGUAACCGAAAGGUUGCAAGUUCAAACCCCCGAGCUGACAAGGUACAAAAUCUGUCGUUCUGCCCCUGAACAGGCAGUUAACCCACUGUUCCUAGGCCGUCAUUGAAAAUAAGAAUUUGUUCUUAACUGACUUGCCUAGUUAAAUAAAGGUAAAUAAAUAAAUAAACUGAAAAUAAAGCAUCUAACUUCACGUUCAUUGUUUUAUGAUGGAGGGUUUGCUGUUUUGAAUGCGUGUGUUAUCUAAUCAAGCUGUCUAAAUCCCAUGAUAGCUGUUAUCAAAUCGACACCUGGGCUAUUUACACUGCUGUUUAUUAUCUAUGCAUAGUCACUUUACCCUUACCUACAUGUACAAAUUAACUCAACUAACCUGUACCCCCGCACAUUGACUCGGUACCGAUACCC